Molecule: messenger RNA, 6109 nt
Organism: Siniperca chuatsi (mandarin fish)
Lineage: Eukaryota; Metazoa; Chordata; Actinopteri; Centrarchiformes; Sinipercidae
Gene: znf532
Product: zinc finger protein 532
Exons: 11
Coding region: 606-4535 (1309 amino acids)
Source: RefSeq, a predicted model, not a curated record
UGUGUUGUCUGAUGAAUAAAUCUGGUAUGGUCUGCCAUAAUGAAGGCUAAUUAGUUUAUGCUGCAGCACUCAUGGCUGCCUUUGAAAAAUCUGCCAGAUGUAUCAAGGAUUGGUAGCAGUCCAAAGAGAGUCAUGCUUAAUCAGCUGAAAGCCUCUCUUUCUGCAGUCUCCCAGCUGCUGCUGCUGCUCCAGAGCCAGAGUGAAGAGUCCCCUCACCCCCCUGCACAGAGACAAAAGGCCUGAUUCGCCUGCUGAACACUGCCCCCUUUCUCCAUCCGUCCCUUCAUGCACGGCCGUAAUGGUGGUGGCGGGGGCUUCAGGAGAAAACGAGGCCUGGACUGGGACUAAAAUCUAGGACUGACCCAGUGAAGGAGAGUGGGAAGAGGGGGAGGGGAGGAGGAGGAGGAGGAUGGGGGCUGGAAUGGUUGGGGCUGAGUACAGGCAGGUGCUGAGGCCUCUACAGGAAGACUGAUUUUUCCUGAAUAUCUCUGAGUGGAAAAAAAUCUGAUAAGGGAUGGAAGGAAGGAAGGAAAGAAGGUUUGGCUAGUGGCUGGAGAGGGACGGAGGAAAGAGGGUGAUCUCCUCAUUAGAACAGGAGCAGGACCAUGGUAGAUAUGAAGACGCCAGACUUCGAUGACCUACUGGCAGCCUUUGACAUCCCUGACAUGGUGGAUCCUAAAGUGGCUAUUGAAUCUGGCCACCAUGAUGACCAUGACGGACAGCUCAAGCAACCAAGUGAUGCAGUGGCUACCACUGAAGACGAGGCCCAUAACCCCUCAACAGGACAUGAUGUUGGCGUUAGUGUCAUUGUCAAGAACAUCCGAAAAACGGACACUAGUGAGAAUGGCGGAAGCAUAUCAGAGAAGGAUGGACAUUUCCACUCCCAACCCCAUUCUGUUGGCAUUGGCAAUGGACUUCAUAAUGGCCUCUUGCAAGCAAUACCACCAGGUACUCAUUACACCAAGAAUGGAUGGAAAGCUCUCAGGGAGGAAGGACAGUCAGUUAACAACCAAUCAUCUACCUUCAAUCAGUUCAGCCCCAUCUCCAGUGCUGAAGAGUUUGAUGAUGAUGAUAAAAUUGAGGUAGAUGAUCCCAUGGACAAGCAGGGAGGUCAGUCAUUCUUUAGGUCCACUACUAAGAGAGAGGACCAGAAUCCCAAAUCUCCUGUAUCAGUGGACAAUGUUUCUAAGCCCAGAGCAAACAGAGACCAAAAACCAGAUCAAAACAAGAACAACAAUGGCACUCUUGGAGGUCCCAAGUCUAACGACCCCCCUCAAUUAAGUUUCCCUGAGGAGGAACUCAAGGUCCUCAAGUCUCAAGGUCAGGAGUGCAAAGAGGCUGGUGAGCCAUCAGGGCUUGAUAAUGUGUCCAAUAUGUCUCAAGUCAAAGCUAAGUCCUCUGCAAAACUUUCAUCUUGUAUAGCAGCCAUAGCAGCCCUUAGUGCCAAAAAAGCUAGUGCUACAGACUUGGAUUCUCCUACAACACAGAAAGAAUCCAUCCAGGCCAAUGAAAAUCCCAGAGCUCCAGAGAAGCCACAUGAGCAGGAGUCAGCCCUAGAAUUUGCAAAGAGGCUUCUAACAAGACAACCAGACAGCCCCUCUAGCGUCACCAGUGAGGGUAGCAGCAAAGGUUCCCCUGCUUCAAGCACAGACACCACCCCGGUCAUCCCAAAAGUCAGGAUCAAAACAAUCAAGACCUCAUCCGGCCAGAUCAAGCGUACUGUCACACGAGUUCUACCACAGUUUGAUCCUGAGGGUCUGAGAAAAGGAGAGAAUAGCCCACCUGUCAUGGCAACCACCAGUGCAAAUUUCUCAUCUCCCACAAGGCCCUCUCUGCCAACCACAGUAGUAGGCACCACUGGAGGCCCUUCAAUUGAAAUAACCAAGCAAAUGACUAUUAAACCUGUGGCGACAGCUUUCCUGCCUGUCUCAGCAGUCAAGACAGCUGGUUCCCAAGUCAUCAACCUGAAGCUAGCUAACAACACCACAGUCAAAGCAACAGUCAUCCCCGCUGCAUCAGUGCAAAGUGCGAGCAGUGCCAUCUUGAAAGCUGCUAAUGCCAUCCAGCAACAGACUGUCAUGGUACCUGCCUCCAGUCUGGCUAAUGCCAAACUUGUGCCAAAGACAGUCCAUCUUAGUAACCUCAAUCUUCUGCCUCAGACUGUAUCCUCUGCUGUCUGUGAUCUUCAACAGGCCCUGUCCUCCUCCAAACAACCACAGCAUCAACAAUCACAACAAGUCAAACAGAAAACAAUUCUCGCUGGCCGGGCCUCAAAGAAAGUCUCUAGGGUUCAAGUGUUCACCAGCUCUCAAAGCUCUGUAGUGGACGCCUUCAAUAAAGUUCUGAGUAGCAUAAAUCCUGUCCCUGUGUACGUCCCAAACCUCUCUCCACCAACCUCAGCUUGUAUCUCUAUACCCUCACGUGGUUACAAGUGCCUGGAGUGUGGAGAUUCAUUUGCUCUUGAAAAGAGUCUGGCACAGCACUACGAGCGUCGCAGUGUGCGGAUUGAGGUCACCUGCAACCACUGUGCCAAAAGUCUAGUGUUCUACAACAAAUGCAGCCUCUUGUCUCAUGCCAGGGGCCACAAGGACAAAGGGGUUGUCAUGCAGUGCUCACAUCUAAUCCUAAAACCCAUUCCUGCAGAUCAGAUGAUAACCACAUCGCCCUCAUCAGGCCCACCCAAGAUCACUGGCGCUAGCUCCACUUCCCAAGCACAAGCACCCACUAGUCAAAUCCCAGGAAGAGUUGCUGGUGAUGGGUCCAAAACUGCAGUGAUUUCAGCUCCAAGCAGUGCUCCUCUUGUGGCAGCCAUGCCCUUGGAGGAUGAUGCAUCGAAGCUCUGCAGGCACAGCCUAAAGUGCUUGGAGUGUAACGAAAUGUUCCAGGACGACAGCUCGCUAGCUAUGCACUAUCAACAGGCACUGGAGUCCAGUGGGCAGAAAACAUGCACCAUCUGCCAAAUGCUUCUCCCAAAUCAGUGCAGUUUUCUGUCACACCAGCGAAUCCAUCAGCACAAGUCUCCUUACAUCUGCCCCGAGUGUGGAGCCAGCUGCCGUUCUGUCCACUUUCAGUCACAUGUCACCAAGAACUGCCUGCAUUACACCCGCAGAGUCGGCUACCGCUGUACCCACUGUAGUGUGAUCUUCACUGAUGUUGCAACCGUAAAAUCCCACAUCCAGAAUACUCACUGUGAGGUCUUCUAUAAAUGUCCUCUCUGCCCCAUGGCCUUCAAGUCUGCACCUGGAACGCACUCUCAUGCAAACACACAGCAUCCAGGAAUGAAGACAGGAGAGCCCAAGGUGAUCUAUAAGUGUUCCAUGUGUGAUACCGUGUUCACUUUGCAGUCCCUGCUCUACACGCACUUCGACCAGCACAUCGUCAAUCAUAAAGUUUCAGUGUUCAAAUGCCCAGACUGCUCCUUGCACUAUGCACAGAAACAGCUCAUGUUGGACCAUAUCAAGGCUACCCAUGGAACUCUGAGGACCAUCGAGGGUCCACCAAACUUGGGCAUCAACCUCCCUCUCAGCACCAAGCCUACUAACUCUAACAGUACAAAUAGCAAUAUCCCCAGUAAUAAUAAUACUAAUAAUAAAGAUGGAGGAAAUGUCAAUGGUCAAGACAAGGGACAAAAGAAGCCUUUACCUUCACCGCUAAAGAAAACAAACAGUAACUGGUCAGCAGACCUUAAGAACCCUCCCGGCUCAGGAUACACAUGUGGAGACUGCAAUACCCUCUUCAGCUCCAGGGAGGUCUUUGUGGCUCACAUGAGGCGUGAACACGGCAAGAUACUGAAGAAACACCCAUGUCGACAGUGCGACAAGUCCUUCAGCUCCUCCCACAGUCUUUGCAGACACAACCGUCUCAAACACAAGGGACUGCGGAAGGCCUACACCUGCCCGCACUGUCCACCUCUCAGUCAGCCAUUCACUAAGAGAGUGCUGCUGGAUCAGCACAUUCAGCUGAUGCAUGGAGUCAAAGACCCAGAGGGGAAGACUGUCAACUCUGAUAAUAUGGAGGCUUUACCUGACAAGAAAACGACCCUCAGCCCCAAAAGGAAGCCAGAAGAGGAUGAGGGGUCUCCAGGCUUGAACUCCAGGGUCUCUGACUCACAGCCUUUGAAGAGGCUCAAGGUGAACAUCCUUAAAGUUCACAAGUGUGCCGUUUGCGGCUUCACCACUGAAGACAUUGCGGCUUUCCAUGAGCACAUUCCCCAGCACAAGUCUGAUGGCUCGUCCUACCAGUGUCAGGAGUGCGGCCUCUGCUACACCUCCCACCGCUCCCUGGCCCGACACCUCUUUAUCGUCCAUCGGCUGAAGGAGCCGCAGGGUCUCGCACGAUACAAUGGACGGGGCAAGGAUGACGAUGAGAGUCAGAGAGAGAACCAGUUGGAUGUUACAGACGAGAACAAUGACGGAACACCAAAUACCAAAUGCAAAGUGUGUGGGAAGAAGUUUGAAACGGAGGGAAACCUGAAUACACACAUGAGGACACAUGGGAUGGCGUUCAUAAAGUCAAAGAGACUGGCUGAGAAGUGAGAGGAACACACUUUGAAACCAUUCCAUCUAAAGCAAACACUGUUGUUUUAAACUUUUACAAUUUGUUAAAUUGUUGCAGACAAACUACAGUCUCAAUCUCAAUUGGCUGUGGUCACGCUGCAUAUACAUAAUGUAUAUGUAGGGUACUGCAAUAUGUAUACAAUAUACACACAAAAUAUGUAAUAAAUGUUAAGUAAAUUGAACAAGAUAGUUUUUCGUACACACAUAGAUGUUUCUAUAGGCCUUGAAUAAAUUUUUUUUAUAGAAGAGCUUUUUUAUUUUAAACAGUUUCCAUUGUUGACUUCUCACUAGGACUAGAUAAUGUAUGAAUAUAUUGUUGUAACAGGAUUAAUCCUCAUACAGUCAGCAGUGUUCUGAAUUUUCAAUGCUGCUAAUGUCCAACGAAUGUCUGGAUAGAAAGAUUAAAAAAAUAUACAAAAGUAUAUAAAACUUUUGGGAGCUUCAGGUUUCCCCCACUACAGUACGUUACCCCUAACUGAGGACUUCAAUUUAAACUUAAAAAUUGAGUUGGCAUCAAACAUUCUUUAUGUUUCAGUUUUUAUAUUUCAUGGAUAACUAAUAUUUCUCUCUGAGCCCUCCUUGGCUUCUACAACUAACUAUGGCUAUGGUCUCCUUCUAAUACAUCCUGAAACUACUGAUCCUAAAACAAAAUCUCUGCAUUCAUUUUGAGCUGAAAUUACAUGAAAUAUCAGUAGAUUUCAGACAACCAGACAAAGAUAAAGCCUAUUUUCAGCUGCAUCUCCAUUCCACCUUGUCGAGUUAUUAUCAUUCACAUAUUAAAUGCAUACACAACAGAACUUCUGAAGAAACAGAAACAGGAGUCUUUUAACUCUUAACUUUUAUGGGCCAAAUUUGAAUUUUCUUUUAAAAAUAUAUUUUGUAAAAGAUUGUCAAAUGUUUUUUAUGUUUCAUUCGUCUUAACAUAUAUAUGGCAGCUCUUUGUGAUUACAUUUAUUUACCCGAAUAUUUAAAAUAUAAAGAUACAAAGAACAGUCUUCUUUACAGCAUAGUUCAUCUGUCGUUACACAAUAAAAAUAAAAUUGUAACCCUAUAUUUCGUAAAACAUAAUUUUCUAUCUUGUUUCUUCAGUUUGUGGUUCUUUGGUUUAUUGUGAAAUCAUAAUGAAUGUUCAAACAUUGGAAAAACAUCUAAACCGAAGAAAAACUUCUAGGAAUGUAAACAUGGCUGUGAAACUGAAUUAUUCAUACAAAACAACCAGUUCAAUUAAAUGAACAAUAACUGAAAGUCGUGAGAAUCUCAAGAUUGUUUUCCAUUGCUUUCUUCGUUCCAAGCAUUUCCAAAAAAUAUCACUCAGUUUUGGACAGUAGUUUUUCUACUCCGAGAAUAAGACUUUAACUGUCUUGCGCUGUAAAACUGCAUGUGAGAAGCAGUCUGUGAAUUGUUUGUUGAUUAGAAUGUGUUUUGCUGCUGGUGCUGCUGUUUUUAGACAAUUCUGAUGCUUGUGUACAAAGCUGUUCUUUAUGACAAUAAAUGAUGAAACCAAGAUCUGAUGUCGACUGCACAUGAGACAUCAGAUCUUCUCCAUGAAAAUA